Eimeria acervulina is the source of this 1539-nucleotide messenger RNA. Its product is annotated as radial spokehead-L protein, putative. Lineage: Eukaryota; Apicomplexa; Conoidasida; Eucoccidiorida; Eimeriidae. Bases 1 to 1539 code for a protein of 512 amino acids. Gene Ontology annotation, biological process: axoneme assembly; cilium movement involved in cell motility; cilium assembly. The record is from RefSeq and is a predicted model, not a curated record. Gene Ontology annotation, cellular component: axoneme; radial spoke. The transcript has a single exon.
AUGUCUCCUCCUCCCCCCACCGUAGAACAGAUACAGUGUCUCUUACAGAGGUGCGGCUCUAGCGGUUACAGCGUCUACGAUCAUUUAACAGAUUUAGUUGCUGCUUUAAUAGCUGAACAACCUGAAGACCCUUAUGCUGCCUUCGAGUCUAUAUCUCAAUCUUUAAAGGUAUUAAGAGAAAAAAAAAAUAAAACAAAGUCCAGCUCCAUAGAGGGGGCCCCCCAAGGGGGCCCCCCUGGGGGCCCCACAGGGGGCUCUUUAGGGGGCCCCUCAAGAGGGGGCCCCUUAGGGGGGGCCCCCUGUACCCUGAAUGCAGAGAAAGCUCUAGAGCACUGGAGUAAGAGUAUGAAGCAUUUGCUGCAGCAGAUAGCAGCACCAGGAAAGGAGUUAUCUUUUUCUGUUGAUUGUACAGAUUUUUUUGACGAAAAUAGAUUAAUGUGUUGGGCGGGUUGUGGGUUUAAUGAUAAAGAGGCAUUUAAAAUAUAUUGCUGUCUUAAGCAGCUUGCUGCUUCAAUCCCAGGUGUAUCUUCUGUAAGAUAUUGGGGUAAGAUAUUAGCUAAAGAUGAAGAUUAUAUAAUUGCAGAGACACGCUUUGAAGGAGAAGAGCCUGAAGGAGAGACAGCAACUGAAGAAGAGACAGCAAUGGAUAAGAGAGGGACAGGAGUUAAUACUUAUACAUACUUUGCUCUUCAAGGAGACAGUAACAAGUGGAGGCUGCUGCCUGAUGCUUUACCCUCUCACUUAGAGACAGCAAGAAAAAUUAAAAAGAUUUUAUCAGGAGAUUUAAAUAAACAAGUUGUUACAUUUCCUUGGUUUGCAGGGAGAGAGAGACAUUUGCUGAGAGCUUUAAUUGCUCUUAUAUCAUCGGAGACAAUACUCUGCCCAUCAGGGUGGCUACAAGCUAUGGAGGAGGGAUCGGGAUCCGAUCCCCAGGGAGACGAUCCCGAGUUCGAGUUCCCCACAAACGCACAGACACUUGCAAGUGUGGGGUCCUGGUGUCACUACAGGCCCUAUAUAACUAAGUCGGGCCUUACGGUGUAUCCUGAGGUUGAUGAAGAAGAUGAAGAAGCAAAGCAGCUUCAAGAAACAAUUGAAGAAGAACCUAUAUUAGAAUUAGGCAGGUCAAUCACUGAAGACAGCCCACUACCAAAUGGUAGCCCUGCGUGGUGUAUACGCACCUCAGGAGACACCUCAACAUAUAAGGAGACAUAUAAUAAUGCUGUGGUGUCUGUGCAUUCUUGUCUUUGGCCGGGUGCUGUUACUAUAUAUCAUAAGAAAACCUUCUUCUCUAUUUAUAAUGGCUGGGGCCUACUAGCAGGAGCCCCUCCUUUCUUUCCUUUUACACCUAAUGAUGUUCAAGCUGAUCUAGUAGAUUUAAACGAGCAGUUAGAGCCUCAGCCUGGCGACGAAGAGUUAUCCGAUGGUGCAAGUCAUGAUGAAGAAGAGACAGAAAAACAAAAAGAUGAUGAAGAUGAAGAAGAAGAAGAGACAGAAGAAGAGACACAAGAACAACAACAAGAUGAAGAUGAAGCAGCAUAA